ACCAGGGUCUGUCCCAUCCCCCUCUCUCUGGCAUCUUUACUUUCUCUUUCCCUUUGCAAUAACGUGGGGUCCUGCUGCACAGAGGGGUCCAGCUCCAUCAGAGACUGACCUCUGCCAAGAGGGAGGGCCCAAGAGAAGGUGGGUCGGAGCCUGAGGAAGCAAACCACCCCGGGGCCCUCCCACCCCUGGUGCCAAAGCAGGAAGGAGGUGGAGCCUCGGCUGAGACGGCCUGGGAGGUCGCUCUCAGAUAAGGGGGUUUUCUACACAAGAGCCCUGGGAGAGGAAAUGGAGCCCCAGCGCCCGAGACAAAGGGCAGGGCUAGGACUAGCCAGCAAUGGAGGCUGCAGCCAGAGGCCCCGGAUCAGAAACCCAGCGGAGCGGUUAGAUCGCCAAACCUUCUCCUUCCACUUUCACAACCUGAGAUAUGCCUCUAAGCGGAACUGCUGCUACCUCUGCUACCAGGUGAAAAGACUGAAGCACUGCUCACCUGACUCCUCCGACUUGGGGGUCUUUCAAAACCAGGUCAAUGCCGAGGAUCCCUGCCACGUGGAACUCUGCUUCCUCUCUUGGUUUUGCUCCAAGAAGCUGUCCCCUUACGAGCAGUACCGCAUCACCUGGUUCUUAUCCUGGAGCCCCUGCUUGUCAUGUGCACAGCAGGUGGCUGCGUUCCUGGAGAAGAACAGGAACGUGAGGCUGAGCAUCUUCACCGCCCGCCUCUACUACUUCUGGAAACCAGAGUACCAGUACGGGCUGCGCAUGCUGCACCAGCAGAGGGCCCGGGUACGCAUCAUGUCCUUCCGAGAGUUUAAAUACUGUUGGAAAAACUUUGUGUACAAUGAGGGAAUGCCCUUCAAGCCUUGGAAGGAACUGCGUAAAAAUUAUCGGUUCCUGGUGGCAAAGCUUCAGGAAAUUCUCAGAAACACAAUGAAUCUGCUAAAAACAAAUAUAUUCAAACAACAGUUUGGCAACCAGCACCGGGUCCCACGGCCCCACUACCGGAGGAAGACCUAUUUGUGCUACCAGCUGAAGCAGCUCGACGGCUCCACGCUUGACAAAGGCUGCUUCCGAAACAAGAAACAGCGACAUGCAGAAAUUCGCUUUAUUGACAAGAUCACCUCGCUGAAUCUCGACCCAAACCAGCGCUACACAAUCAUCUGCUAUGUCACGUGGAGCCCUUGCCCUACCUGUGCCAGGGAACUGGUUGAUUUCAUCAACGGUCAGGACCACCUGAGCCUGCAGAUCUUUGCCUCCCGCCUGUACUUCCACUGGGUCAAGGUGUAUCAGUGGGGGCUGCAGCAGCUACAGGCAGCCCAGGUCUCAGUGGCUGUCAUGACCCGCUCAGAGUUUGAAGAAUGCUGGGAAGAAUUUGUGGAUAACCAGGGGAUGCCCUUCGAGUCCUGGGAUAAUCUGGAUCAAUACAGCGAGAGCAUAAGCCGUCGGCUCCAGAAGAUCCUGUUGCUCUCGAAUUGGAAUAAUUUAGAGAAUUCCUUCAGAGACUUGAGACUUGGAUCCCCAUCCCCUUCGUUGUUAAGAAGUGACUCAAGAUGACAGGACUGGGGCAUCUCGCUGCUUCAUAAACUGCUGGCUCUUAGGAGCAAGUAGCAAGCUCCACGGUCACCCCUGACCCCCACCCAAGUCCAGAGACCGUUCUUUCCUCUUUCAUUCUUCUUUUUUCCUUUCUUUUCUAAGUGGGUAAAUAUUUUUAUAAUUGAAAAAAUAAAGAUAAUUUGAAAGUCUGUAAAACUUGGGUU
Messenger RNA from Kogia breviceps (pygmy sperm whale), 1751 nucleotides. Its product is annotated as DNA dC->dU-editing enzyme APOBEC-3B-like. Gene Ontology annotation, molecular function: cytidine deaminase activity; RNA binding; zinc ion binding. Gene Ontology annotation, cellular component: cytoplasm; P-body; nucleus. Gene Ontology annotation, biological process: negative regulation of single stranded viral RNA replication via double stranded DNA intermediate; defense response to virus; DNA cytosine deamination. The record is from RefSeq and is a predicted model, not a curated record. Lineage: Eukaryota; Metazoa; Chordata; Mammalia; Artiodactyla; Physeteridae.